This is a messenger RNA of Chenopodium quinoa (quinoa), 4107 nucleotides long. Its product is annotated as putative disease resistance protein RGA3. Bases 242 to 3817 code for a protein of 1191 amino acids. Gene Ontology annotation, biological process: defense response to other organism. The record is from RefSeq and is a predicted model, not a curated record. Gene Ontology annotation, molecular function: ADP binding. The transcript has a single exon. Lineage: Eukaryota; Viridiplantae; Streptophyta; Magnoliopsida; Caryophyllales; Amaranthaceae.
GGUCUUUUUCUAGUCUGCUGUUUCUAAGUGAACUUGUUUCUUUACCUUAAUAUCCUCAUCCACGGAUCAGAUAGUGUUUUCUGCACCGUUAAAUACACUUGUUUUUGUGUUUUUAUUAUACUCAUUUUCAGUUUCUUCUCAAGGCUUGAGAUUAAACUUUAAACUUCCUCCCUUACGUACACUUCCUAACUUAGUCAUCUAUAAUCGUUUAAUACGGUUAAACAAAGGAAAAAUCGUGUGAAUGGCUGACCCGGUCACACUCCUAGCAAUCCCCAUAGUUGAAAAAAUCACAAAGGAGACCUACAAAUUUGGCAAGGGAAAGUAUAAUGAUGUUUAUGGAGUGAAAUAUGAGAUUGAAAAGCUGCAAAGCAACUUAAAAUCCAUAGCAGCCGUGCUUGCGGAUGCUGAACGCUGCUCUAAAAAACCAAAGCAGCUAAUAGAUUGGCUCACCAAGCUUAGAGGUGCAGCUCUCGACGUGGAGAAUGUACUGGAAACAUAUGCUACUGAGGCUGCUUUGAGAGAGAUGAAGAACCACCCUGCCCCAAUUGCUUGGCUAAGCUCUCGAUUAAAUGCAGCAAAUGACAUUAAGAAGAUCGCGAGAAGUAUAGAUGAAAUUGACAAACAAAGGGGAAAAUAUCAUAUAAAAAAAGAUGAGUGGGGGGAAGGGAGCGCAGAGCCAGCCACUUGGUUGGGAAUGCGUGAAAGAGAUAAUAGACGGGAAAGCGGGGUUGUUGGCCGGGAUAAGGAGAAGGAAGAGAUCGUUACAUGGUUGAUUUCUGAAAAUUCAUCUCAUGAUAAUGGCCGUGUCCCCGUUUAUCCCAUUACUGGAAUGGGAGGCCUUGGGAAAACAACUCUUGCUCAGCUCGCUUACAAUGAUGAGAGGGUCUUCAAAAAGAAACUCGAGUCGAGCUAUUUCAAGAAUGCAGCGUGGGUAAACGUCUCUGUGGAUUUCAGUGUGGAUAGGAUUCUUAAGGAGAUAAUUGAAAGACUCACGGAAAUGGAACACGGAAGUGUUUCUCAAGAAUCCAUUAAGUCUAAUAUCCUCAAAGUCCUCGACGGAAAGCCUUUCUUGCUUGUACUGGAUGAUGUAUGGAUUUCUGAGAAAACGGACUGGGAAGGCCUUCAUACUUUCCUCAGGUCGUGUCCAAGAGGAAGCAAAGUUUUGGUUACGAGCAGAAGUCACGAUGUUAGAGCACUUAUGGGUGCAACCCGUUCAUGUUCUUUGGAAGUGUUGCCUGAAGAGCUUUGCUGGGACUUAUUUACCAAAGAGCUCUGUCUAGGUGACAAUAUUUUAGAAGAAGAAAAGAUAAAGAUUGGUAAAGAUAUCAUCAAAAAAUGCAACCAACUUCCACUGCCAGUGAAGGCUAUGGCUGCCAUAAUGCGCGAGAAAUCGCUUGAGUAUUGGAGGAGGGUAUCAAAAAACAGCAUCUGGAUUCAAGAUGAGUCCAAUGAGGAAUUUGGACGUUCAAACAUUCUGCCAGCCCUGGUGUUGAGUUAUAAUCAUCUCCCUUCUUCUAUCCUAAAGCAGUGUUUUGCAUACUGUUCUAUAUUCCCAAAGAACCAUUUGUUUGACAAACAUGAACUUGUCAAAUUGUGGAUGGCUGAAGGUUACAUUCCGCAUCCGUCCAGUCGAUCAACAGACACACUGGAGGAUAUUGGAGGUGAUUAUUUUGACGAGCUGCAAAGUAGAUCCUUCUUUCAGCUUUUUGUAGACAAUGAGAGGUACAGGAUGCACGAUCUUAUACUUGAAUUAGCACAGCAUGUCUCAGAUAAAUCCUCAAAGCAAAUGGAAGAGGAGACAACUAUUGGCGAACAGAAUAGUUACCUUCAUGUAUCAUUUCUCUGUGAAGAUGUUCAGAAACCUGCUCUUGAGAUUCUCAAAGCUGAGAAACUACGAACUCUACUGCUGCCCUCCAGCUAUACCAGUGAUUUUGGUCAAUCCCUCAACAAAAUGUUUCAAACUCUCAAGUACAUGCGGGUUCUAGAUCUCAGUUCAACCAAAUUAGUUCAUCUGCCAAAAUCAAUUAAGAAGUUGAAAUUGCUGCAUUUCCUUGACCUAUCAAGAACUGAGCUUAAAUUUCUUCCAAAAAGUAUCUGCAAGCUCCUUAAUCUGCAAAUACUAAAACUCCUUGGUUGUCUUUGGCUUCAGGAAUUGCCCAAGGAUCUUGGGAACCUGAAAGAUCUCCGAUAUCUGGAACUGGAUGAGAUGUUUUGGUACAAAUGCUCCAGAUUGCCUCCAAGUUUAGGAGGCUUGACUAAUUUGCACAAUCUCCACUGUUUCCAUGUUCAUCGUGAUAGUGGAUACGGAAUCCAAGAGUUGAAGAGAAUGAAAAGUCUUCAAGGUAUGCUACACAUUUCUAAACUCGAAAAUGCAGAAAAUUCUAAGGAAGCAAAAUUGAAUCAAAAGCAAGGCAUAACUAAAUUAAUACUUGAAUGGAGCAAGGAGGAUGCCAGCAGUCCACAAGAUCGAUCAGCACAAGAGCGUGUCCUUGAGGAUCUUGAACCUAAUUCUGGUCUCCAAGAACUUCAGAUACUGCACUACAAAGGAAACAGAUUACCAACUUGGAUGAGCAAUGGAGUGCUCCAGAACUUGAACAAGAUUUCCUUGAAGAAUUGUGCAAAUUGCAAAACACUAUCUUUUGGUCCGUUACCUCACCUUCAACAGCUUAUCAUCAAAGGAAUGUUAGAGUUGGAAGAAUGGCCAGAAACUACACCAUAUCUUUCAUUACGAAGGCUGACUAUUAGCAACUGCCCAAAGUUGCGGAACCUCCCAUGCAAAAGCUUCAUAACCCUCCAGGUUAUGAAAAUCAAGCAAUGUCAUGCUCUCAAGGCUCUCCCAGUGACACCGUAUUUGAUGUUUUUGACUCUUAUUGACAAUGAUUUGCUAGAGGAUUGGAGUGAAAUACUCAUGGGGAUCGUUGUUGACAGUAGUCAUGAGGGUGCUGAUAAGCUUACACAACUAGAUUCAUUAGAGAAUCAAUUGGAAAACAACAAUACCUUGCAAAUGCCUAAGUUACUGAUUCUUACAAAGAAGAUAGGAGGCCUAGAAGCUGAUGGCAGUUAUAUAGCAGGUUCAUAUAUUCUACUCCUGGAAUUGAAUUUAGUGAAUUGUCCAAGGCUACAGAAAUUGCCAGAAAGCUUUGCCCCUCAGAAGUUGAAGAUAAGCAGGUGUCCUUUACUAACAACACUACCGGUUCCACAGCAAAGCCAACGACUUCAGAAUCUGGAGCUAGAUAAAUGCAAUGGUACGAGAUUGAUAGAAGCAAUACAAAGUUCAAACUCAUUGGCCGCGCUGACAAUUUCCAAUAUUUCUAACAUGGCCUCAAUACCCAAAUUGCCUCAUCUUCCAACCCUGCGCACUUUGCACAUCCACAACUGCCAAAAUCUUGAGUCCUUGUCACAUGAAGAUGGUUCGCUGAAAAACUUCACCUCCUUGAAGUUUCUGUCAGUUUCAGGAUGUGAAAACCUGGUGACAUUUCCUGAACAAGGGCUUCCGGCAUCAAUUGACUGCUUGAUCAUCAACAACUGUAAUGAGUUGCAAUCUUUUCAUGCCACAAGUCGAAACUAUCUAAAAAGCCUCACACUCCUCAAGGAUCUAUACCUCGAGGAUUGCCCCAAACUUGAAUUCUUGCCAGAAGACGGGCUUCCUGCCUCUCUCCAGCACUUGCGCAUUCGAGGCUGCCCCCUACUCACAGAACAAUGCAACGAGGACGCAGGAGGAAGGUAUUGCCAAAUGGUUAGUCAUGUUGCUGAUUUGGAGCUCGAUUCUGCCAACACUAGUCAUUCAACAGCUUCUGCUUGCUUUACAUGCAAAUAGAGCUUUGCUGCAACUUCACCAAGCCAAACUUUCAAAUUUAAUAAGUGCACUGUGCACCUCCUACUUCUGUUGUUUGAAGACAUAAUCACCAUGAUUAGGUGUAAUUGUACAGGUGUGUCAUUUCUUUUCAUUUGAAGGAUUGUUUGGCUUCACAAAGAAAGUCAAUGUGAUCAUCUAUCAUUUGCAUGUAAUAUAUUUAUUUUAGGGUUGUGUAAUAGUGUGAAAUUGUAAUUGAUCACGGACAAUCAAUUAAUUUCAAAUUGUGUAUUAAGAAGUAUAUGAUUUUUGAA